Molecule: messenger RNA, 1234 nt
Organism: Paramuricea clavata
Lineage: Eukaryota; Metazoa; Cnidaria; Anthozoa; Malacalcyonacea; Plexauridae
Source: the annotation of a GenBank genome assembly
AUGGUUUUGGAAAACAACUGGCAAUCUUUGAAGCUCGAGAAAGUCAGACCAGGAGUCCUAAAGCUUAUAAAAAUACCAGAGAAGAAAAAGCCAGCUCCUCAUAAAAUUAAAUUAAAGAAGCAGAACGAUGAGCCCAAAAAGGUGGAACCAAAGAAAGAUCUUCAUCAUGAUAACUACUGGAAAAUAAAAGAAAACAAAGAGGAGAAGGUGGAUUACACUGUAUACAAAGAUGGACCCUCGCAUACGGUUGUUCCUCAUCAUACAAAAGAAACUAAAUCUGGUAAACAUAGGGGUUUAUUGUAAAAUUAUCAUGCUGUCUUAUCCAAUUUUAUCUUGACCUGAAAAGCUGCGCUUGAUAAAGACCCACAGUGAAUAUUUAAUAUCAGCAUUUUGACUUUCCUGAUUACCUGUAAGAUUGCCCCUUCAAAGACUGGAAUUGAACACUUUGCAUGCAUGGAACUUGCUUACACCAUGCAUGUUUCCUUUAAAUAUAGUCACACACAGAGUCACACAAAAGUUUGCCUGAAUUUGGAUAACUUUAAUACAUAACAUGAGUUUAACACAUUUCAUGAUGUGAUAAAUAUGCCAGAAUCACCCGAUUUACCCUGGCUUUGUAUUUUUUGUAUUUCAAUACAAGUAUUCUCACUUCUUUAGAAGAGUAUUUGAAGCACAUUUGUCACCCAAUGUGCAAGAAGACGUGCAUUUCGUCGUGUGCUCCUGGAUGUUGUGCUGGUGAACACCAUCAAAAUUUCCCACUGUACCACCGAAAAUCAAGCCAUUGCCAUCCACUCUGCAAGAAACACUGCAUCUCCUCUUGUCCCCUCACUUGCUGUGCAGAAACAGAGAAGGUCUCGAAAACAUGGAAACACCCUCACGUUCAUCAUAUCAACCCAGGCUGUCAUCCGAUGUGCAAGAAAAACUGCGUUCCCUCGUGUCCAAAGGCAUGCUGAAACACAAGGCCCCUGUGCGUAAAUCUCACUGUCAUCCACUUUGCAAGAAAAAUUGUUUAUCGUCCUGUCCGCUGAGCUGCUGCAGUCAUAAAGACAGAUUGAAAGAGAAGUGUCACCCAUUGUGUCGCAAAACUUGUCUGCCUGCCUGUCCUGAUGAAUGUUGUACAAAGAAAACAAGCCAACAUAAACUUAUCAUGAAGAGUGAUGAACAUAAAGUGAAAGCUGUAGCAAAAGUUAAAGCAAAACGCACAUGUCCUGGAUUAUGCCCUGAUGUAAGUAAUUAA